GCCUUGUUAUGCCAAUGUCGUGCUUGGCCUGGCCGGUGAUCACCGACUCCAUGGCCGCCGCCGCCAUGUUCGCGAAGCUCUCUGACAGGUUCAGCAAGUACGUCUGCGGAGUCUCGCCUCCAAAGACGGCGGGCCACGACAGGUACAAAGCAGGGCUGCGCUCUCUCCUCCUGCUCCCCCCGCCGUCCCCGGAAACACAACAACGCGGAUCGUCGUCGUCGACGCCGGAGGACGCCGCCGCCGCCGCCGACGACGACGACGAUGUGAGUGUGACGGCGAUGAUGUCGUCUCCAGGCGAGCCGAGGACGACGGAGCUCGACCGCGAGGAGGAGAUGGCGUCCACGCUCCCGUGCCUCGCGUUCGCGUCGGAGCUCGGGUACAGGGUCUUCUCCCUCGCCAAGAUGCGCAUGCUCGACGGCGCCGGCGACUCGCGGCCGCUGCCUCCGGUGCCCGGGCGGCGGCUCGUGCCGUCCCCGCACGGCGGGACCGUGCUGGCCACGGACGUGUGCUACCGGCACCCGUGCCACCUCGUCGACCCCUUCACCGGCGCGCGCGCGCCGCUGCCGGACCUGCCCGUCCCGUUCUCGGAGAGGGAGCCGGUGGGUUACCACCCCGACGACGAGCCCCGGCCGCGCCGCGUCCGGGCCACGGACGACGGGCUCGCGUGGGACUGGUCCCCGCGCGGCGUGAUGGUGGCGCGCGGCGACACGGCUUUCUUCCGCGCGCACGGCGGCGGCGCCGCCCGCGGCGCCGAGUGGACGCCGGUACACCAGUCGGCGCGCGGCUCGCCCAUGACCGUCAACUACCGCGGCGGGCGCUUCUUCCUCCUGGAGCUGCGCACGCUGGAGACCACGGUGGUCGACGCCGGCACGCUGCGCGCCAGCGCCAGGAUCCCGGCGCCGGCGGGCCUGCGCGUCGACGGCGACGUCGACGCCGCGUACCUGGCGCCCACCUCGGCGGCCGGCGGCGCGGUCCUCCUCGUGCGCCGCGCCGGGCCGGACAGCCGCGGGAUGCUGUUCACCGAGGCGUACCGCGCGCGGGGCGGGGACGCCGGCGGGCGCCGGCGGUGGGUGCGGGCGCACGACAUCGGCGACCGUGCGGUGUUCGUCGAUGGCGCGCACGCGUUCACCGUGGCCGCCGGCCCGGCGGGGGCGCUGGCGAACCGCGUGUACGUGGUCCUCGCCAACAGGGUGGCGCGGCCGUGCGGGCGCCUGGCCGUCGCCUACGACGUCGGUUUCGCCGACCUGGCGAGGCCGGAGCGCAUGGGGCGGCUGGGGCUCGACGUCGGCGAGGUGGAGCCGAUGUGGGGCCAGCCGCACUGGAUCAUACGCAGAGAUGAUGGCUCAGAUCGUCAGCAUUAGUAGUUACGAUGGUUUUAGCUUUUUAGGGAAAUGUAGGUUUUAGUUAAGUUUCCUUGCUCGGAGCUAACAACCAUUGCUGCUAGCCUCCCACAUGCAAC
Messenger RNA from Panicum virgatum (switchgrass), 1459 nucleotides. RefSeq lists its product as uncharacterized. The transcript has a single exon. NCBI's taxonomy places the organism in Eukaryota, Viridiplantae, Streptophyta, Magnoliopsida, Poales, Poaceae. The record is from RefSeq and is a predicted model, not a curated record. The coding region runs from base 9 to 1361 and encodes 450 amino acids.